Molecule: messenger RNA, 2255 nt
Organism: Paramuricea clavata
Lineage: Eukaryota; Metazoa; Cnidaria; Anthozoa; Malacalcyonacea; Plexauridae
Source: the annotation of a GenBank genome assembly
CAUAUAAAUGUUUUCGGAGUUCCGCUCUUGACGGCAUAGAAACUAAUUUAACUAGCUGUAAUUGUAAAUGAACGCUGAGACACGUCCGUGUACUGUCAAGCAGAAAAUUUAUUCGAUGCAUGUAGCUUUUAUUCAUAAACAAAUUUGAGGACAGUUUAACAAUACAAAAAUAUAAAUGUCCAAGCUAUUGCGAAGAUUUGUAAGCGGUUUGAUAGCAAUGACCUCUAUAUGGCUGUUUAUAUUUCGGUUAUACGGGUUUGGAAUGAAAGAUUAUAUUAAUAACAGCUCAAUUUUGAACGAAAGCGGGACAAUAGAACCAUUGCAAAGCGAAUUUAUCGCUCUACAAUUGCCAGGCAACAAUUGUCCACCAAACAAAGACAGGGAAUCGUUCGCAGCAUUGUUGGCACAAUGGCAUACGCUGGCGACAUUUUAUAAAAUUCCUUACGUAAUCGGUUGUGGAUCCCUACUGGGUCAGUACAGAGACGGAGAUAUUAUACCCUGGGACGAGGAUGUUGAUGUACUUGUGGACAUCAAAAAGUUUAAGGCCCUUGAAGUGUUUGGUGGAAGGCGGAAUUUUGAGCAAACCUACGAUGAUAAGUUUCAUUUUGUUGUACAGAAUGAUUUUGAACGAAGGGAAGAAGACGAUAGAACACGGUUGAGUUGUACAGGCCAGGUAGGGGGGCAUCACUUUUGUUGCUAUAGUGUUGGGUUUUGUCUGUGUUGGUGUUAUACUUAUGUACUCAGGUGAAUAUGAUGUUUGUGAUGUUACUCUGAGUCGGUAUAUCCACACUGGGCAAGCUUGAAUAUGCCUGGCCGUCUAGGUGUGGAUAUACAUGCACUCAGAGUAACAUCACAAACAUUAUAGUGUUGGUGUCAAUUUAUUUUUUUCUAAUUUUCAGGUCGUACGCGAUCAAAUCGAUAGUUGUUCAUUUGUGAGUCCAAUGGGGCGAGUGAUUCAAGGCUUUAAUCAUUUAGACAUCUUUCCAUACGUUGUUUCGCGAGAGAAACGGAAAGUGCUUGAUCUGGACAUGGACACAGACUACAAUCUCAGAGAUUUUUUCCCUUUUAAGGAAUGCGUGUUUAUGAACGUUAAAACGUCAUGUCCACGCAACAUUCGCGGAGUUUUGGAGGCCGCAUACGACGAUUUAAAAUCAGACCAUAGUUGCGUGAACGGAGCGUGGAUCAUGAGGAAGUUGAUACAGUGAAAUAUGCAUCAUGAUAAAUAAAAACUCACACAAGAUGGCCGAACAAAAUUCAGUCGUAUAAUUGUGUGGCAAACAAGCACUUGUUAAAUUGGGUGUGGCGUGUUAUGGAAUGUUGACAAUAGACCCUGCAGCCGGAAAGCACUAUAGCCUUUCUUUCAGGAUUGAGAUAUACCGGCUUUAGAGACCUUUAUCUUUUUACUGAUGACCUAAUUAUGUAAAGGUAUUUUAUAUUAUGAUUUCGUAAUUGUGCCCACCAGUAACAAGAUAAAUAUGACCACCUGUAACACGAUGAAGGACUCUAAACCCAAUAUCUCAAUCACAAAAACAAAGUUCUGUAGGCAAGUACUUUCCAGAAGAUUUUUUUAACGAAACAAGCUACUUAAAGAAUAAAGCAUCUUUUUAUUUUCUUACUUCUAAAUAUAAGACUAGUGCAUAGAAUAAAAAAGGAAUUCUCUCACUCUGACAGGACUAAAAUCAUUCUGGUUAUAUUUCAUAUUUUUAAUCCGGCCUCACUGAUUCAUUGAGAGUCAGUAGUUUAUCAGUCUCUUAGGACUGUUACCUGUCACCCUCUAUAUGAAUAAAGUUAUUAUUGAUUACUACUGUGAUUCGUCCAACAACUUAUCCCUAAAAUUAGUCUGGUAGUUCCGGUAAAGCUUUAAAUUCAGCACCCAAAAUACUGUAUGAUUUCCAACUUUUGAAUUGAAGGAGUUUUCAUUCAUAAUAUAUACAUUACUCGUGCAAUCUGCAUGAUUAUUACAAUUAGCCUUUCCCACGCCGCCAUUUUUGGGGUACUGUAAUUUUUCGUAAACGAUUAUAACAAUGUGAAAAGCAAUAUUUCAGAACAAACAACUAUUUACAGAGUAAAUUUACCAUCAUACGCCCACAAAAUUAUAAAAUGUCGCCGUUACGCGGUGUAACACUCGCAGGAUUGGCAAAAAAGUACCCCAAAAAUGGCGGCGCGAGAAAGGCUAUAAUUGGCAGUAUUUGAUUAUCAUUAGCAUACGUAUGACUUUGUUAUGUUAUUAUUAAAAUUAUAAAAUUAUAAAAUUA